Molecule: messenger RNA, 3236 nt
Organism: Pimephales promelas (fathead minnow)
Lineage: Eukaryota; Metazoa; Chordata; Actinopteri; Cypriniformes; Leuciscidae
Gene: lmf2a
Product: lipase maturation factor 2a
Biological process (GO): protein maturation
Cellular component (GO): endoplasmic reticulum membrane
Source: RefSeq, a predicted model, not a curated record
AAUACACAGCGCGCUUCUCUGUUCCUGCACGUCAGACGUGGCUCAGUCAGUCCUCUGCAUUCAAACCUUCCUGAUCUCCAUCUUGAGCAUAUACCCCACGCCUGUUUCCUGCAGGAAUUUAUUUUACAAAAAUGGGAGAUAUAAGACUGCCGAGGCACAUGUUCAUGUGGUGUCUUUCUGCUAUUUAUAUGUUUGCCUUUGCGUCUCUUUACGUUCAGAUUCCGGGUCUGUAUGGAAAUGAGGGAUUGCUGCCAGCACGGUGGCAGCUGCGAGUGUCUGGGAAGAGUGUUGUGGAGCAGCUGAAGGAUACUCCCACCCUGCUGUGGUUUGGUCCUCAUCUGGGUUUGGACACACAGCAGUGCAUGGAGCUGUUCAGUCUGACCGGAGCUCUGCUCAGUUUACUGACUUUGGCUUUACCACCGCUCCGAGAUUGCAGAGUUUUCCUGGUGCUCUGGAUGCUCUAUCUGUCUCUCUACCAGGUGGGCCAGGUAUUCUUAUACUUUCAGUGGGAUAAUCUCUUGUUGGAGACGGGCUUCUUGGCCAUUCUUGUCGCUCCUAUGAAAAUGCCCUGGUCCUCAAAGGUGUGCCUCCAUGAUAAUGUGACAUUCUGGUUGGUGCGCUGGCUGUUGUUUCGGCUGAUGUUUGCGUCGGGUGUCGUCAAAUUGACCAGCCGCUGCCCCACUUGGUGGGGCCUGACAGCUUUGACCUAUCACUAUGAGACCCAGUGUAUACCGACCCAGCUGGCCUGGUUUGCUCAUCAGCUGCCAAUGUGGUUCCAGAAACUCAGUGUAGUGGGUGCCUUUGUUAUCGAGAUAGCAGUUCCUUUCCUGUUCUUCAGCCCCAUACGAAGACACAGGCUCGCCGCCUUCUACAUGCAGGUCCUGUUUCAGGUGUUUAUCAUCCUGUCUGGAAAUUAUAACUUCUUUAAUAUUCUCACUAUCACCCUGUGCCUGUCGCUACUGGAUGACCAACAUGUAAACUUCUGGCUCCGCAGACCCACGCUGAAGACAGAAAGCACAUCGUUACAGACUCUAUUCUCUGGAAUGGCUUUAAUGUUAGAGGUCAGUGUAUACGCCCUGCUUGGCUACUGGACAGUCCGAUACUUUGACCUGCAGGUGGACUGGGAAAAGAAAAGCGUGUCCUCCAAAACAGCCUUUACUUAUUUUGAGUUCAAUGGCUUUCUGAAGACUGUUACGGUGCCCAGUAUCUGGAUUGGUGUUUUGUGUCUCGCGUGGGAGAUCAUCACUGCCAUGUUUAAAUGUGCUUGUGUGAGGGGCGUGUUGUGGCGUCUCUGGAGCACAAUCCAGUGGGCGGUGAUGGCUGCGGCUGCUGUCUCAAUGUUUGCCAUCAGUCUGGUUCCUUACACCUACUUUGAGUAUGAUGCCAACAGUAAUCUUUGGCCUGGGAUCCGGACAGCGUUUGAAAUGACUGACCGUUACCAGCUGGUCAACUCAUACGGAUUGUUCCGGAGAAUGACCGGGGUCGGAGGUCGUCCAGAGGUGGUCAUUGAGGGCAGCAUGGAUCGCAACACAUGGACGGAGAUCGAGUUCAUGUAUAAGCCGGGGAACAUGAGCGCAGCGCCCCCUUUUGUGGUUCCGCACCAGCCCAGGCUGGACUGGCAGAUGUGGUUUGCUGCUCUGGGGCCGCAGACACAGAGCCCCUGGUUCAGCAGCCUCCUACACAGACUCCUGCAGGGCAAACACGAUGUGGUCAAACUCAUUCAGACAGAUGAGUCUCAGUAUCCAUUCAGCAAACAGCCUCCUGCGUACCUUAGAGCUCACCGUUACAAAUACUGGUUCAGCGAGCCAAAAGCGGACGGUUCAUAUCCCCAGCGAUGGUGGAGACGGGUGUACGUGGAAGAGUUCUAUCCUAUAGUGCACCUUGGUGACUCUUACCUUGAACAGAUGCUGGUUCAACAUGGUUUGAAGGAUAAGGCUCCUCCGAGGCGCAGCUCGAAUGCUUGGCUGCCGCGGUUAUUGCGAUAUGUAGGUGAACAUGCCCGUGAGAUACCAGCUCAUCUUCUGCUGUGGACUCUCUUCAGCUCUGCAGCGACCAUGUGUCUCCUCAACUCUCUGCGAUCGCGUGCACAUCAUCGCCAACACGAAUCGCUCCAGAACCAACACACAGACAAACAGGCCGCAGGACGGACAUGCUUCAAUGUGGCGGAAAAGAACGAGAAGAAACACGAGGAGGAGGAGGAGGAGGAGAAAGCGGAGGUUACAAAAGAUGAUCUGGAAGAAGAGGGAAAGGAGCAGGAUAUAGAUGCAACAAGUGAAGAGGAACAGGAAGGAGAAAUUGAAGAGGAAGUGAGUGCAGAGGAAACCGAAGAGGACAGCCUUAGGAAAAGGAAGUGAUGCGUUUCUUUUUCUUCAAAUAAUCUACCUCUGGGCUUUUUAAUACCAGCUCAGGGUAAUGACAUCUACCCCAAAAAUAUCAGCAUUUACACCUUCAUUGUGCCAGAACAUUGAUCUUUCUCUGUUUUCACAGGCAUUUUUGAGAGAUGUAGACAGAGUAGUGAAGCUUUCAUGUAUCCCAGCAGUGUCCUGGAUUUUCCUGCACAUUUAGUUAAACUAAUCCCGAUAGGAGGACCUCAAUGCAAAAUGAGGGAUUUCUGUUGUUGGUCUGACCGGUAAAUGGAAAACGAGGUAGGUUAUUGUUCCCCCAGUGUGCACUACUACACCCUACAUGAAAAGCCAGGAUGUCUUCCACCAUGAGACCUAAAUUUACUGUAAAAAAACAAGCAAACUGUACAUUAAAUGAACAUACUGGGCCUCAUUAAAUGGAAGAGUGGGAUUUGAGUUUGUAAAAGCAUUCUUGCGUUGAAUUGAAUGCAUCGAAAUGCCAACCAGCACUUUUAUGAACUAUUUGCACAGACAUUCCUUUGUUCUGCUCAUGUUUUUUGAAUGAAGCCCAGUAUGUGCUGUGCCUUAUGGUAUACCAAAAGUAUCACACAAGUCUAGGUAUCAGAAAAUAUUUCAUUCUCAUUUUAUUUUCAUGAAUAAUAUAGAGAUGCUUAAAUAUUUUUUCCCCUUAGACUGUUAUCUUGUAUUUUUGGUGUUAUAUGACCUGAAAUUGUUUAUCGGACUGUAACUGUAGAUUUGUGUAUUGUUCGUGACAUUGCUUUUUAGUUUUUUACCACUGUGAUGUUGUUAAAAAAUUGCAUGUUUAUUGUUAAUAUGACUGAAGAUGCACACACUGUAGUAUUUAAUAAAUUUGUGCCAUUAUUUCCAAAGAAA